AUGCCUUCAAAGAGCAAGAAGAGUUCCCAAAAAUCCUCAAAACCCUCGAAAUUUGACCAUGGCGGCAACACCCCUUCAUCACCAUCGUCAAUAUCGUCAUCGUUCAAUCUCAACCAGCAUUCAUCAGAACCAACUGAAGAAGAGCUGCUAUUGUCGCUGGACGAAGCUUCUAAGAAGUUUCCAUCUCUUAUUUCUCAAAAUGCUUUUAUUGGCAGAUUGCUGGAAAAUCCCGACGCUGCCGCAACUGAUAGGAGAGGCUGCAAAAUUUGGCUCUCUGAAUCUGCCAUGAUCUCUUCGUCCAUUUCUCCUGGCUCCCUUGUCUCGGUCUCCCUUGCUCCUUUGGAGAAAGAUCUAAGUGGCUUUCCUCUUAGCUCAUUAUCAAAUGAAUGUGCUAAGUGCUUAAGGUUUGAGUUUGCUGAAAAUUUGGCUGAUGAAGCUGGAAAUUACUUUGCCCUUGCUACUGUAUUCGCUUCUUGUAAGGUUUUGAAGAAUGGAGUGCGCUUGUCUUCAAAUCUUUCAUGUAUGAUGGGUUGUCCAGUUCCAGACAGGAUUGUUUUCGUUAAUCCUGUUAAGUAUCAACCCCUGACUAACAAUUGGGGUAAGUCAUAUGGCCAUGCUGCCAGUUCUCUGUCAAUAAACAUCUGCAAGGAGCUACAUCUGUUACUGAUAUCUGCAAAGAACAACUAUACCAUGGAAAGUACUGCAUCAACCCACCUCAAUAUGCACAGGGGAACACCAAAAGUUCAAGUUCAAAAUAGCAAGAUUUUAUCCCCGAAGACACCCUUGCUUGUAGAGUCUAAACUUAGGUUGCCUCCAUCAAAUCAGGAUGAGUCAGCACCAGAGAACACACCCUUUAUGGAGGAAGUUUUAGGGGAUGAUUCUACAAAGAAACUCCUGCAGACCUGCAUAGCUUCGUGGUUGUGUUCACGAGUUUUUCUCCGUGGAAAUUUUGUGAUAGUUCCGGGGACAAAAAUUCAUUUACAAUCACCAGAAAAUGCAAAAGAUAUUUUGGGAGUCAAUUUCACAAAGUUGGGAGGUCUUUCCAAAGAAUUUGCAUCUUUAAAAGAUAAUAUAAUUCGCUCAGUAGUAAAGGCUACCGAUGCAAGAUAUGGAUUCGGGCCUAUGAGGGGAGUGCUUCUUCACGGUCCUCCAGGAACAGGAAAGACUUCUUUGGCUCUAUCGUGUGCUCAUGAUGCUGGUGUUAAUCUAUUUUCUGUGAAUGGACGUGAAAUUACAGAUCAGAAUCAUGGAGAUGGUGUAGAAGCAUUACUUGAUAUCUUUGAUAUAGCUAGUAAAGCUGCACCUGCUGUGGUCUUCAUUGAUGAGUUGCAUGCCAUCGCACCUGCACGAAAUGAUGGAGGAGAAGAGCUUUCCCAUAGAAUGGUUGCAGCUCUGUUGGAUUUAAUGGAUGGGAUUAACAGAACUGAUGGUAUAUUUAUUAUUGCUGCAACAAACCAGCCUGACAGAAUUGACCCUGCACUUAGACGGCCUGGAAGGCUUGACAAAGAAAUUGAAAUAGGCGUUCCAUCUCCUAUGCAACGCUAUGAAAUACUGCUUGCCCUUCUUAGUGACGUGCGGCAUUCGCUUUUGGACGAGGAUAUUCGACAUCUUGCAGAGACCACUCAUGGUUUUGUUGGCGCUGAUCUAGCUGCUCUCUGUGAAACAGCAAUCAUGGUUCACCUUCAGCAAUAUGUUAACUUGGAAAUCUCUUAUGAUUCAGAUUGCGAAUCAUCAACUACUGCUUGCAAUGCAGAUUGCCAAACAUCAACUCAUUCAUGUAAUGUUUGUUCAGAUGGUGAUAUAGAUGCCUCCUGUAACUUGGAAAAUACUCAGGAAAGUAACUCGGACGCAACUUUUUCAUCCAUUUCAGAAAUUCAAAAUUCAGCAGAAAAUCUUCCCCGGAUCGAAGUAAAUGGAACAUGUGAUGUAGAAGAAGACAAUUUAAGAGUGACGUUUGAAGACUUCAAGAAGGCUAGAGAGAAAGCAAAGCCGAGUGCCAUGAGAGAGAUAAAACUUGACUUCCCAAAAGUUGGAUGGGAAGAUGUUGGUGGCCAGAGUGUUGCUAAGACGGAGUUAAUGCAAGCCAUUUUGUGGCCCCAGAAGCACAAGGAUGCUAUCAAACGAAUUGGGACCCACCCUCCUUCUGGUAUAUUAUUAUUUGGUCCUCCAGGAUGCAGCAAAACUUUAUUGGCGCGCGUAGUUGCUUGUGAAGCUGGAUGGAAUUUUUAUGCAGUAAAGGGCCCUGAGCUUUAUGACAAAUGGGUUGGUGAAUCUGAAAAGAACGUGAAGUCUUUAUUUCAAAAGGCAAGGGCAACGGCCCCAUCAAUUAUAUUUUUUGAUGAAAUAGAUGGACUUGUCACAACUCGUGGGGAAGAAGGUGAUGGGGUUUCAGUUGGCGACCGGGUUAUAACUCAAUUACUUAAUGAAUUGGAUGGUGUGCGUGAAAGAGUUGAUGUCACCAUUAUUGCUGCUACAAAUCGGCCAGAUAAGAUUGACCCUGCUCUUCUAAGACCAGGACGUUUUGAUCGACUUCUUUAUAUCGGACUACCAGAUGAAAAGGAUCGCGAGGAUAUAUUCCGUGUUCAUUUGCGCUCGAGGGCAUGUAGUUCUGAUGUAUGCAUUGAAGAACUCGCUUGUCUUACUGAAGGAUACACUGGUGCUGAAAUAAAAAAGAUCUGCAAUGAUGCAGGUGUAGCGGCUUUGGAGGAGGACCCAACUGAUGGGGUAAUAAAAAUGGAGCAUUUGAGAGCUGUGAUACAAGAAGUCCAGCCAUCUGAUUACGAGUUUUAUGAGAAGUUGUCCACCGAGUUUCUGACACGUUUUUACUCAACUCCCUAUGAAAAAUAUUCGGCUCAUCGACCUCGCUCAAGGAAACCAAAUGAUAUAUCUUUCUGGAGCCUAAUACAAUCUACUGUGCAUUUUCUGUACCGGCUCCCAAAAACCAUUUUGCAACCAGAUUCUUCUUGA
Fraxinus pennsylvanica is the source of this 2967-nucleotide messenger RNA. The record is from the annotation of a GenBank genome assembly. NCBI's taxonomy places the organism in Eukaryota, Viridiplantae, Streptophyta, Magnoliopsida, Lamiales, Oleaceae.